AUGUCCUGCUCUUCUCCUGCACUUGCUCGUGUGUCUUUUUUUUGUUCGUGGAGCUUGUUCAUCGCUCCUAGUCCCGGCGCUGAGAUAGCUGCGCGUCUCGCGGGUCGCGGGGGUGUAGAAAUUUUUUUACGCGCGGCUCUCUCUGCUUUUGCAUAUCCAAAUCGUGCAGAGGCACACGAGCGAGUCGAGAUGGACGGCACCUCGCAUUUCACUCGCAUCAAGGACACCCCCGAGACACUGAACCCCAUUACAGGGCGGAGCAUUUAUUACGGAAUGCGACCGUGGCGCUGCGAUGAUCGAUUUCAGGACUGGCUAAAGUCGUUCACGUGCUUCGAUUCAGUUAGUGUGCAAUACAACCUGCUGAAGCUGUUUGUUCAAUGCGCCCGCUCCGAAGAAGGACAGGAGCCGAUCGACAAUUACCAUCGACUGGGCCGAGCAGAGGUUAUGUAUUACGUCGAGCGCUAUCGCAGCGGUAUGAUGCGGACGGGGGUACUGGAGACUUACCCUUAUGACCAAAAUGAACUGCGGCGGAUCGCAGAAGAGGAUGGGCUGAAAAUGCGGGUGUGGCGUCACCAGCGGGAGCUCGAGAUGGAGGCGAAGGAGGGCAAGAUCGAUGAGGUAAUGCACAUGAACGUCAUGCGACGAGGCAAGCCCUGA
Messenger RNA from Leishmania major strain Friedlin, 657 nucleotides. RefSeq lists its product as hypothetical. Bases 1 to 657 code for a protein of 218 amino acids. The record is from RefSeq and is a predicted model, not a curated record. The transcript has a single exon. Lineage: Eukaryota; Euglenozoa; Kinetoplastea; Trypanosomatida; Trypanosomatidae.